Molossus molossus (Pallas's mastiff bat) is the source of this 729-nucleotide messenger RNA. RefSeq names its product serine rich single-pass membrane protein 1 (gene SSMEM1). NCBI's taxonomy places the organism in Eukaryota, Metazoa, Chordata, Mammalia, Chiroptera, Molossidae. Bases 1 to 729 code for a protein of 242 amino acids. The transcript has 3 exons. The record is from RefSeq and is a predicted model, not a curated record.
AUGGGAAAACUUCUUUCCUUAUUUUGGGAGGUGGAUCCUCCCCCCAUAUCUUUAAGUUUUACCAUUCCAAAUCAGGAUUAUGAGUGCCGCCAGGAUGACUCCUGUGGGACAAUAGGGAUCUUCCUCUUUUGGUAUUUUGUCAUUAUAUUGGUCUUGAUGAUCUUCUCUCGUGCUUCUAUCUGGAUGUUUGAGAAGAAAAAGGAUGAAAACAGUGGGACAAACACUUCAGAAAGUAAAGCAAGCAAAAAUGCUUCCUAUAAGUGGCAACACAGAUAUAAUGCCUGGGACUCUUUACAAAUGAUGACAAAACCAAAGCAAAGCCAACUUACCCCUGUAACGAACUCAGAGAUGGCUUUGGUCAAUGCCUAUCUUGAACGAAGACGAUCUAGGCACCAUUCUUCGUUCAGCCCGGUGAAUCAGACCCAACGCGACAGUGACACUACUGAGUUCGACAGUGAAGAAUGUGACUCGGGAGCCUCGUCGUGGAAGGAGAGUGAAAGUGAACACCCAUCACCAGCCAGUAUUAAGAGAAAAACAACUAAGAAGCAAAAGAAUGUGGGAAGCUACCAAAUCAGGGAAAAGCCCUGCCUCUACUGCAAAGCCAUGAGAACCAAUGAGUGGUUGGCUCACCAUUUCCUUCCAAACACUUCUAAAAAAGCCCCAAUGAAGGGAUAUGCUAAAGAGGAAAAUUCUGUACCUGACAUUAACACAAAAUUCAGUAAAUUUUGA